This is a messenger RNA of Colletotrichum graminicola M1.001, 339 nucleotides long. Its product is annotated as VMA21-like domain-containing protein. Bases 1 to 339 code for a protein of 112 amino acids. The transcript is spliced from 2 exons. The record is from RefSeq and is a predicted model, not a curated record. Lineage: Eukaryota; Fungi; Ascomycota; Sordariomycetes; Glomerellales; Glomerellaceae. Gene Ontology annotation, cellular component: endoplasmic reticulum membrane. Gene Ontology annotation, biological process: vacuolar proton-transporting V-type ATPase complex assembly.
AUGGCGACGCGACGAAUUGUUGCCUCGGAGAAGACGAUUCUCGAGAAGGACGAUGUGGUCGGCUCCAGCCCUGCCGCUGGCGACAAGUCCAACAUCACUCCCGCCGUGCCGAUGGAGGUCAUCAUGAAACUCCUCGGAUUUACCUUUGCCAUGAUCGUCCUACCUAUCGGCACGUACUUUGCUACGGUCGACUUCCUAUUCAGAGGCAACUCAACUUUUGCAGGAGCCCUGGCCGCGGUUAUGGCCAAUGUGGUCCUGAUCGGCUACAUCGUUGUUGCCAUGAAGGAGGACCAGAGCGAUCAAUUGGAAGCUAAGAAGGAAGCGAAGAAGGACCGCUGA